Messenger RNA from Striga hermonthica, 822 nucleotides. Lineage: Eukaryota; Viridiplantae; Streptophyta; Magnoliopsida; Lamiales; Orobanchaceae. The record is from the annotation of a GenBank genome assembly.
AUGGCGGAGGCGAGGAGGAGCGUGGUGGCGCUGCCGGAGGAGUGCCUCAGCCACGUCAUCUCAUUGACCUGCAGCCCGCGCGACGCAUGCCGCUCGUCCACCGUGUGCGGGGUGUUCCGCGGCGCCGCGGAUUCGGAUCUGACGUGGGACAAGCUCCUGCCGUCCGAUUACAGGGAGAUCAUCUCGAGGUCGGUGUGCCCGCCGGAGUUCGACUCCAAGAAGGACCUCUUUGUCAAGCUCUCGUCAGCCCCGCUACUCAUCGACGGCGGCCGCAAGACAUUUUGGGUGGACAAAUAUACCAACAAGAGAUGUUACAUGUUGAGUGCAAAAGAGCUUUCAAUCACGUGGGCCACCAAUCCCCUGUGCUGGUGCUGGAAACCCACCCACCACCUGUUCCCGGAGGCGAUCGAGCUCAUAUCGGUGUGUAGGCUCGAGAUAAUCGGAAAAUUCAACACAAGUAUGCUGUCCCCAAACACGAUCUAUGGGGCGUACCUCGUUGUUCAGCUGACCGGCCGUGCUUUCGGGCUGACGGCCUCGCCUUUCGAAGUCUCGGUCCAAGUUGGGGACUACAAAACGAGCGCAAGGUUUUACCUGAAGAGCCACGACGAGUGCAAGAGGCAGGGGUCUGACGUGUCGCCGGCACACGGGGAAGAGCGGGCCCUCAGCCCACGUGGCGACGGCUGGUCGGAGAUAGAAUUGGGGGAGUUCUACUGUGGUGGGGCGCAUAGAGAGGUGAAGAUGGAGUUUAAGGAGGUGAAGAGCGAGCACCUCAAGGGAGGGCUUCUUGUGGAGGGCAUUGAGCUAAGGCCAAAGCAUCUCUGA